Oryctolagus cuniculus (rabbit) is the source of this 1212-nucleotide messenger RNA. RefSeq names its product solute carrier family 10 member 1 (gene SLC10A1). NCBI's taxonomy places the organism in Eukaryota, Metazoa, Chordata, Mammalia, Lagomorpha, Leporidae. Gene Ontology annotation, cellular component: membrane. Gene Ontology annotation, molecular function: bile acid:sodium symporter activity. The record is from RefSeq and is marked provisional. Gene Ontology annotation, biological process: bile acid and bile salt transport.
GUCCUGCCGCGGCCCACGGGAGGAUGGAGGCGCACAACGAGUCCGCCCCCUUCAACUUCACGCUGCCGCCCAACUUCGGCAAGCGCCCCACCGACCUGGCGCUCAGCGUCAUCCUGGUGAUCAUGCUGCUCACCAUCAUGCUCUCGCUGGGCUGCACCAUGGAGUUCAGCAAGAUCAAGGCUCACUUCCUGAAGCCCAAGGGGCUGGCCAUCGCCCUGGUGGCCCAGUAUGGCAUCAUGCCGCUCACCGCCUUCGUGCUGGGCAAGGUCUUCCGGAUGAACAACAUUGAAGCCUUGGCCAUCUUGGUCUGUGGCUGCUCACCCGGGGGGAACAUGUCCAAUCUCUUCAGUCUGGCCGUGAAAGGGGACAUGAACCUCAGCAUCGUGAUGACCACCUGCUCCACCUUCUUAGCCCUGGGGAUGAUGCCUCUCCUCCUGUACAUCUACAGCAGGGGCAUCUAUGAAGGGGACCUGAAGGACAAGGUGCCCUAUGGAGGCAUCAUGAUAUCACUGGUCAUGAUUCUCAUUCCUUGCACCAUAGGGAUCAUCCUCAAAUCCAAACGGCCACAGUAUGUACCGUAUGUCAUCAAGGUGGGGAUAAUCAUCACUUUCUCCAUCAGCAUAGCGGUUGCUGUCCUCUCUGCCAUCAAUGUGGGCAACAGCAUCAUGUAUGUCAUGACACCGUAUUUUCUGACCAUCUCUGCCCUGAUGCCUUUUAUUGGCUUCCUGCUGGGCUUCAUUCUCUCUGCUCUCUUCCGCCUUAGUGCACGGUGCAGCCGCACCAUCAGCAUGGAGACCGGAUUUCAAAAUGUUCAACUCUGUUCUACCAUCCUCAAUGUGACCUUUGCCCCUGAAGUCAUUGGACCGCUUUUCUUCUUUCCUCUCCUCUACAUGAUUUUCCAGCUCGCAGAAGGGCUUCUCAUCAUCGCUGUUUUUCGGUGCUAUGAGAAAAUCAAGCCUUCCGAAGACAAAACAAAAAUAAUCUACAAAGCUGCCACAACUGAAGAAAUUCCAGGAAAUCUGGGAAAUGGCACCACCAAAGGAGAGGAGUGCUCCCCGGGCACAGCCUAGUCUUUCCCCUGGUGGCCUGGACUCUGGUCAGACUGCAAUUCAGAAAAACGCGGUGGUUAAAUGCAGAGCAAAAACAAAAGGAACAGCUGUCUUGUCAGUUUUUCCCAGCACUCCAGUGUAUGGCACCAAUCAAGCCUUACCC